Messenger RNA from Linum trigynum, 4612 nucleotides. The record is from the annotation of a GenBank genome assembly. NCBI's taxonomy places the organism in Eukaryota, Viridiplantae, Streptophyta, Magnoliopsida, Malpighiales, Linaceae.
UAUGAUAUUUGGGCUUCAUACAAGUACCUGAACACACACCACUUGACCCCUCCAAACACCCACCUGUCAUGCAAGAGUGGUCAAGUGCAAAGCGUUGACACCCUUCAACAUCAACCACCCAAGUCGGCAUGGUGGGGGCGAAAUUUAACUUAGUAUGAAAACCCAACCACAAGUGGGUCAAGCAUGACAUCAUCCAAGGAGGGUCAAGCAUGAUGUCAUGCAAAGGGGGUCAAGCACCAAGUACCAUAGCCGCCUACCUACCUUACAUUAGGGUAUCAAGCAUGAUGCCCCCGCAAGGGGGGCCAUGGAGAGUACCCUUAGACGUGAUGGGCAAAGAAGACAAAAAUUGGCUAAGUGUUCAUAACCAACCACAAGGGGGGUCAAGCAUGAUGUCAUGCACUCGGGUAUCAAACAUGAUGUCGUGCAAGGAGGGUGAUAUCAACUACCUCUAGACGUGGCAAGGGAAGAAGGGCAACGCAAGUCCCUAGAACGUGGGGGCAAAGAAAAGCAAAAUAUGGCUAAGUGUUGAGACCUAACCGCUAGGAGGGUCAAACAUGACAUCAUCCCAGGGGGUCAAACAUGAUGUCAUGCAAGUGGGGUCAAACACCAUGCUGCCUACCUACCUUUCACUCGGGGGUAUCGAGCAUGUGGCGGCAAAAGAAUGUGAAAUUUUGGCUAAGUGUUGAGAUCUAACCACAAAGGGGGUCAAACAUGACAUCAUCCAAGGGGGGUCAAGAACUAAACACCAUGGCUACUAUCUACAGUGUGCUAGGGUGUCAAGCAUGGUGUCGUGUAAGGAAAUCAUCAACAAGUAGCACCCAUGUUAUGCCUAAUGAGUAGUUAUGCCAGCAAUGUAUAUCAUUACAUGGUAGACCGCCUUGUCAAGACCCUGCAAACAUGAUGCCACCCCAAGGGGGUCAGUGUGCAUCUAUCAGACCCCCCCCCCCCCCAAGCACCCUAGUGUCGAGGGUGGUUAGCAUGAGUACCACCAAGCUUGAAGCUCUCACUCACCAAGCAAGACACCUCCAUGGCACAAGGGGAUAACUAUCAAGUGAAGCCAUCAAGGUGAAAGGUAUCAAGUGGCAAGCACGUAAGACAGUCAAGGCGUCAAGCAAGCUACAUCAAGCACCAAGCAAAAGAGAAGCGGUUAGCAAGAGACGGUUACACGACGGUUACAAGAGAUGGCUAUAAAUAGGAGAAGCGAAAAUGAAGUAAGGGUUCCACAACCAUUCAUUUGACCCACAAUGUCAAACUUUUAUCCUUUCUCUGCAAAUUAGUCAUUGUUUUUGGAGCUCUCACUGAACCUCUAUAAGAGUAGGAGUAAUUUAACGUAGAUUGUUCCAAAAACCAUAAAAAAAACAUCAAACGCCCUCGUUCGAAGAUUGUUCGGAGAGGUGUGAAUUGUUUUUAGAAUCGUUGUUCAAGAAGUCAAAUGUACAUUGAUUGAAAUCAAACACAAAAUUUUCCUCGCCGGAAAACAGAUAUUAAGCUAUGGUCAAAGCCGGAAUUACGGGUGGUCCAACCGAAAUGACAGGUUUUCCGAUCCUCGAAUAUAUACAGCGUCGUUUUGCUGCCAAACUCUGGGAAAAGUUGGUACGGACUUCGGAUGGUUUUUCGCGAAUCUGAAUUGCGACUUCAUUUUUUUGGCUCUUCCUUUUACCCUUCCUCUUCGACUUCGUGGACCCUAGAAAAUCUAUCCAUCCUGCAUAUUGACAGAGGCUCACCGCUCCAAUCCCAAUCUAGAGAAGCAGAGACAGAUCGUCGGGCGGGCGAAGGGUUGAUGCAAGGAGAGAACAACAUCGACGUUGAGGUAAAAGAGGAAAAUGAAGUAGUGACGGAUAACAUAGAGGGACUCAUCACCGCCGCCGCUGCGAGGUUUCUUCAAUCCCUCUGGAGAUAGCCUGAUAUGGAGAUUAGCAGAAUGAUAAGAUGCGCUCACUCGGCUCAAUUUAGUAAAUUUGUUUUGUUGGUGUUGUAGAAAUUGGCCGAAUGAUUGACUUUGAUUUGGUUUAUCAGAGAUUGGUUGAAUCUAUGUUUCAAUUUCUUCAGUAUAUUGCACUAAAUUAAAAACGUUUUCUGCAGCAGAAGGUUGUACACCUGUCAUAAUUUGUUGUCAACGGGCUCUUUGCAUUUUCAUAUAGUACUACUUACCAACUUAUGAUUUCUCAAACUUUUACCUUUUCUUUUAAACCAGGCAUAAAUUGAAACCGGUUGCAUUUUGGUCGAACUAUUCCACUAACAAAACCAGCAUUAUUGUAUAAAUCAGUUUAACAAACUUGGUAUUAGCCAAAAUAGAAGGGAGUUGCUAAAGGUCGCCCUUAAAAUUGCUAAAUGUUACCAUAAAAACAUCAAAGUUACAAAUUUAACCUUUUAGCUUCUUUACUUUUCUUUUAGCAAACAAACACCACUUAGUAAAGAAAAUAAAUCAUUAUUCAAAAGAUUUUCCCUAAAAAAAACCAUUAUUCAAAACAGAGAAUCCAUCGUCGUCAUUCUGGAGUUGGAAUAGUCGAUAUGAUGUCUGGAUCAUGACUAGCGACUUUGUAUCGGUAAAGUUCACUCCAAAAAUGAAAAAAGGGAACCGUAGCUCACUUGCGGUUGCACCAUGGGCCAACUGCAGCUCACUUGUGGUUGCACCAUGGACCAACCAUAACUUGCCCUAGGUUGAGCGUUUUUUUGAAAAUUUCGGUAGAGAACGGGCGACGACGACGGCGGGAAAGGCACUGGCGGACUGGUGUGUCGAGAGGGAUUCGCGAAGAAGACAGAUGAGGGGUUCAGUUUGAGGAGUUAGGGAUUGUUUGGUUUGUUUAAAUUUUGAAAUUUUAUUGGGGAUAUAUAAGUCAUUUAUCAUUAGAGUUAGAGCGACCGUUAGCAAUUUUAAGGCCAACAUUUAGCGAUUCAGAAAUUUGGAAAGUUAAGCGCUAAGCCAAGAACGACAUAACAAACGACGCCGUCUCGGCACCCAAAACCCGGGUAAUUAGCAUAAAAGGUCACAAACCUAUUCACUUUGUACGAAACGGUCACAAACCUAUUCAUUUUGUACGAAACGGUCACAAAUCUUUUAUUUUGCACGUUUCAGUAACAUACGUUUGAGAGAAUAACGAAAUGGUCAUUCCAUCCAUCUCCAUCCAAAAAACCGUUAGUUUUGUCCAGUCAGCACGCCAUGUCACUUAAACUAUUAAUAAAAAAAUCAGUGACCAAACCCAAUUGAACCGGACAACCCAAAAAAAACCCUAAUGUUAUACCACCCAAAAUAAUGGAGACUCUUUCCUUGAAAAAAAGAUCUCGACGCUCCUCUGCCAGCGUCGGCGGCCUGAACCGAAGUCCCCACGUCGAUCGCUUCCCCGACUCUCCCACAACAGCACCCAUCAAUCAAUCAAUCUUGGACCUGAAUAUGCUCUGGUGAAGGGCUUUGCUCAACACUGCGCAAAGGGGAAUUCAUGUAAGCGCCUAAAACAAUCUCCCUUUGGCCUCUACGCUUCCUUUUUUUCUUUUCCAAUUGCCCACCGUGAUGAUACGUAACGCAACAAAAGAAAUUACAGAUCUUGUUCCGUUUGCGGGAAGGUCGUGGCCGAUAGGACCUCCGCCACCGGCGAUCAGAAAAUGGCAGUCGUCAAGUCUGGAAUGGUAGGAUCGAAGAGAGCCUGGAAUAAUGUCGUCGCAAUCAUUGACACUGACACCGACGAUUCCGAUCCGAUGACUACAGCUAGCGACCGUCAUCCUGAUGACGAUUGGGGAUUACUCGAUGAUUAGUUUAUGAACAACACCGUUCAUCUGGUUCAGCGGCGACCCCAAUCGCCUUUCAGAACGACGACGUGAGCAGGGGAAAUAGGGGGAGUUUGCUUCAGGGCGGCGACCCGACCAGGGAAGCGAACCUCCGUUUGUUUCGGUCAGCGACGCUACCGGAGAAACUAUCGGUGACUGGAGAUUCCUGAGGACGGGUGGUAUAAAAUUAGGGUUUUUGGUUGGGUUGUCCGGUUCAAUUGAAUUUGGCCAUUAAAUUUUUUAUUAAUAUUUUCUGUGACAUGACAUGAUGACUAGACGAAACUAACGGUUUUUUUGGAUGGAGAUGGACGGAAUGACCAUUUCAUUAUUUUCUCAAAGAUAUAUUACUGAAACGUGCAAAAUGAAAGGUUUGUGACCAUUUCAUACUAAGUGAAUAGGUUUGUGACCUUUCAUGCUAAUUACCCAAAACCCUAUUGAGCUGAGACUCCAGAGUCGGGACUCUCUGUGCAGGUUCUUGUCCAAGAAAGAAGAGAAAAAGAAAAAACUCUCUUCUACUAGAGUUUUGCUUCUCGGGCUUUGCUGGCUGUUCUUGUAUUUCAUUAUUUUCUCAAAGAUAUAUUACUGAAAAGUGCAAAAUGAAAGGUUUGUGACCAUUUCAUACUAAGUGAAUAGGUUUGUGACCUUUCAUGCUAAUUACCCAAAACCCUAUUGAGCUGAGACUCCAGAGUCGGGACUCUCUGUGCAGGUUCUUGUCCAAGAAAGAAGAGAAAAAGAAAAAACUCUCUUCUACUAGAGUUUUGCUUCUCGGGCUUUGCUGGCUGUUCUUGCAUUUCAUUAUUUUCUCAAAGAUAUAUUACUGAAAAGUGCAAAAUGAAAGGUUUGUGACCAU